ACCGGGCGGGGCGGGGCGCUGGGGCCGCCCGUUGCCAUGGCACCGAGUGUGGGGGGGCGGCCCGGCCGCGCGCCGCAUGGAGGCGGCCGCCGCCGCCCCGGCGGAGGCCCCGGUACCGGCAGAGACCGUCCGCCGCUGGCUGCGGGCGGAGGGGGCCGAUCCCGCCGCCCCGGCCGAGGAGCAGCUGGGCCUGGCCUGGCGGCUGCUGCGACGCGCCGAGGCCCGGCUGGGAGACCUGGAGCGGCGGAGGGCGGAGGAGAUGAGAGACGUGGAAAGCUACGUGGGCCACGUCCGCACCCUGACGGAGGAACGGGACGCUCUCACCACUGAAUAUGAAAUGGAAAAUGAGCAGCUCAGGCUUGAGCUGCAGCAGCUGCAGCUGCAGCAGGAAGCCCAGCUGAAGGAGGUGGAGGAGAUGCUGGAACAGGAAGGCUUGUCUGAAAUAGCUCACAGUAAUGCCAGCGAACAGAUCGCUUACUUACUGGUAGAAAGAACGACGCUGCUGGAGAAACUGGAGAUGGCAGAGCAGAAGCUGAGUUCACCCAGCUGCAUCGACGGGCUGUGCGCGGCACCGCUUCAGGAUGAGUUUGAUCACAUUCACCCAACGUUAGAAGAUGAACUCCAACAGCAGCGUGAGUCCACGCAGCUUCCUGGAGAGACAACGAGUAAGCUCUACAGGGAAGAGCUGGAGAAGGAACAAGCAUCGCGUGCAAGAGUUGAACAAGAUCUGGUUGAGGCCACACAGAGGCUGCUGAUGGCCCAGGAAGAGAUCCAGAGGUUGGCGGAGGAGCUGGAGCAGAGCAAAAUAGGAUCAGCCUCCUGCUCGGCCCCACGAGCGCCUGAGAGCCGGGAAGCAGCAGGGAGCGAAUGGAGAGAGGGUGACAGGACGGAGCUACAGGAGGCCAUGGAGCACAACAGCAGACUGGACAAGGAAAUCCUGGCGCUGCGAGCACGGGUCCAAACACUCGACUUGGAAAGAAAAGCGUUCCUGGAUCUGGUUGAACAGCUCAAAGAGGAGAUCUGUGAGUAUCAGAAGAGCGAGAAGCAAGGAACUCCAUUGCCUGCGCCGGCCGACACCGAGGAAGUAGCCACGUGCUCGCUGCAGUGCCAGGGCACAAAGGAGGAAGGGAGGGUUGAAGGAGGCCUUGCCUCAGGCAAAGCUGGCUCAGAUCAAGAUGACAGGUGUCAGAGUGGUGAAACGCUUCAUAAAAGGUGCCGAGAGGUGAUUGAGAACAUCGAGGGCAGGAGCUCACAGCUCCUUCACAAGCUCCAGAAACUGGAGCAGGAGCACGAGGACUCGGUCGAGUGCAAUGAGGAGCUGGAAUCCGUUCUGGGAGAGACGCGGAUCCACACCAGGCAGGAGAAGGAGCAGUUUGAGAGUGACGAGGAGGGACUUCACCAGAAAAUCACAAACUUAGAGACAGAGUUACUUGAAGUGCAGAAGAACAAAACAGAGAUGAGUGGGGAAGAGCUGGCGUCGCCUGGAGCACAGGAGAUGCAAGAGAUGCUGGAAACCUGUCAGGAGACAAUAGAGAAGUUGGGAAGUCAGCUGGGAGAGCGGAGAGAACGGAGAAAACAGCUUGCGUCUGAGCUUGAGCUGUUACGAGAAGAUCUGAAGGCUGAGAGGAAGGUUUUGGGCAGCCAGGUCUCUGAACAUCUACAAGACAGAGAACAGAUUAACAAACUUGAGCAGAAACAUGAAGAUCUAUGUGCAGAUGAAAAGACCUACGAAGAACAGAUGGCUAAAGUAGUGUUUUUGGAAGAACAGAUCAAAAACUUGAGAGAUGAACAAGAACUGCUCUGUUCUGAAUUACUAGAAAGCAACAAGAAGAGGGAGGAGCUAGAAAAGCAGCUAAAAGAGAGCAAGGAAGAAAAACGGUUGUUACUGGAAGAGAUUGCCCAGCUGAAACACGACAUCCUGACUGCCCGGGAGCGGGGCGAGAGCACGUCUGGAGAGACGCUGGGGAUGAGCCGAGGGAUGGUGCCUGCAGAGAGCAGGUGUCCUGAGUCACAGAGCUCUGCAGGCAGUGUAGAUGGGAGUGUUAAACAGAGUCUGUCCGAGGAGAGAUUCCAGCAGCAGGAGGAAAAAAUGCAGCAACUGCGGCAGGACUUGCGUCGCGUUCAGAACCUGUGCAGCUCAGCUGAGAGGGAGCUGAGAUACGAGAGGGAGAGGAACGCUGACCUGCAAAAGCAAAACUUCUUGCUCCAACAGGAAUGCACCAAGGUCAAAGCUGAGCUGAAGCAGGCCAGGGCAAAGCUCUCAGACACAAUGGAAACGUGCUCUUCCCUCUCAGCCCAGUGGGAGAAAAGCCAGCAGAAAGUCAAAGACCUGGAACAAGAGCUCUCCAAGUGCUCCCAGGCUGAUAAGCUGCAGAGCAGUCUGCAGGAGAAACUCGCGCAGGAGAAAUCCAAAGUGUGUGAAGCACAAAAGAAGAUUUCAAAACUCCAGCAAAAGCUAAAAGAUUCCCAACACCAACUCCUGCUGGCAGAGGCCCGUGUUUCAGACAAGAAACUCCUGGAGGAGGAGCUGAAGGAGGCCCGAGAAAAUGAAGCUCGUGUGCAGCAGGAACUUCACGAGGAGCAGCUGAAGAGGAAGCUCCUGGAGCAGCAGGUGGAGGAGCUGAGGCAGCAGCUCCGGCAUUCACGGGAGACAGAGGCAUCACUGGCCAAGAUGCACGUGGAGCUUCAGGCCAAGACCCUGCACGCCCUGGAAGAUGAGAGGAAAACUGACUCCAGCGAGCACCUCCAGUGUCAAAAGGAGAACCAGAAGCUUUCAGAGCAACUGUCACUGCUGAAGGAGGAAAACAAAGCCCUUUACGAGGAAGGAAUCCGUCUCCUGAACCAGAAGGAUCUGUACGUCAGGAAAUACAACGAGAUGCAGCUCCGCCACAAGGAGAAGAUCCGCAGGGCCAAGGAGACCUAUAUCCACGAGGUGAAACAAAGGGACAGCAGAAUUAAACAGCUUGAAAACGAGCUCAGCGAGUCCAAGCUCCAAGUGGAAAAGGGGAAGGUGCUGAUCGCACAGAUCACUGCCGAGAAUGAGAAACUGCUCCAGGAGAGAAGACGGCUCCUCCAGAAGAUCACUGACCAAGAGGAGAGCCCUUGGGGCAACCGCUCUACAACUGCCACCCUGCAGAGCAGAGGGAAGACCCUGGAGGAGGAGAACGUGCGGCUGCAGGAGAGCAAACUCCAUCCCUCCGGCCACGUGCCCCCCUCGCAGCGCGGCCCGAGGAGCUCCUACGCUCCCAGCACGGAGGGCUCCAAGAGCGUUAACUUCUCCGAACGCCAACUACAGAGUAAGGUGUUGCCAUCUCCCCGUGCCAGCUUCCCAUCACGAGAACCACCAGACUCUCUCAGCACCCUGAAGGCCGCGCAAGACACGAAGCCUGAAGGAGAAGCUGAAAGCCAAGACUCAUCCUUCUGCUUAUCGCCCUCUCAGCCCUCAGAGAUCGGGUACUUAAAUGUAGCUUCUCCUGGAGACACCACAGCCUCCCAGCUGCAGGAGGAGAGCCGCAGCAUCAGCUCCGAGAACUUCUAAACGGGGGGAAAAAUGCUGGACUGCAAGUUUUUGGGCUCCUGUUGCCAUGGGCUGACAAGGACUGCAGGGAAGAGUUGCCAAAUUGACUGGUGAUUUCUGUGAUAUAUUUCAGCUAAAUUAUUCAACAGCUUUUUGGUUUUUUUUCAACUUACUCAACUGUAAAUGAGUGUUUGUGUCAUCCCAGAUCCACCUGGAGGCUGGAAUUUGCAGAGAAACCCAGCAAAGUGGAAAAGGGGUGGGGUGAAGUGUGUACUUCACCUUAACCUGAACUCAUUAUCUAGUCAAAAACUGGAAGUUUUGUAAAUAAAACUCAAGGAAAUUCC
This is a messenger RNA of Calidris pugnax (ruff), 3861 nucleotides long. It is a transcript of the gene CCDC30, whose product is annotated as coiled-coil domain containing 30. The transcript is spliced from 25 exons. The record is from RefSeq and is a predicted model, not a curated record. Lineage: Eukaryota; Metazoa; Chordata; Aves; Charadriiformes; Scolopacidae. The coding region runs from base 77 to 3538 and encodes 1153 amino acids.